ACACACCCUUGCGAUAACAAUAGAAUGGCCUGCGAUUUCUUUGAACUACAAUUCAUGACAUAAUAAUAUUACUACGAGUUGUGGGAUUGCAUUGUUUAUCUAUAAAAUGCUAAUAUAAAGAGAUAUUUAAAGAAAUUGUUACACUGUCUGCAUAGUUUAUCGUUUUAUGUUUGCAAAUGAGAUAUUUAUACUUUAAAACUCUUUAUUAUAAGUAUGUUCAAAAGUUGUUGUGCGCGACCGAGCAAAAAAAUAAGUAAAAGCAAAUCCAAAUCAGAAAAAAUGGAUUCAAACUCAGAAUCAGAUACCGAAAAUAAAAAAGAAAAGUUACCGGCUUCCGAGGACGAUAAUACGCAUGAAAAGGAGUUGAAACAAACUAUCGAAGAAUCGGUAAAACCAGAAGUUGCAAUAGAGGAAGAUGAACUUAAAAUAUCUAUUGAAACCACCGCUGAUGAACCUACUAAAAUGGAGAAUACUGAAGAGGCACGUCACGAUUCUAUCAGUGAGGCUGGAGAGGUAGACACCUUAGAUCUCGUGCUUCCUAAAAAAGACUUGACAAGGAAACGAUAUUCAGUAGAUUAUAACAGGACCCGUCUAAAUUUUAAACGGUUUUCUGUAGACUGUCGCCGCGACUCUGCCACUCUUGAAGAGUUGUCGCGUCUAGAGCAAGAGCUAGCAAGGACUAAUGUAGAUGUUCGCCCCGGAGGCCGUCGCAAAUCUUCAGGGAUAUUAAAAUCUACAACGAACAGUAGCAAUGGCAUUUCAGAGCACAGGCCCAGUAGUAAACAAGAGUCGGAUACCGAGGAUGAUGAAGUGUUUGAGGAGAAUGCUGCCAAACCCAGUGAAAAUGACGGGCCUCGAGAACCACCAGCUACACCCGUUGGUAGAGACGAGCUAGCGUUAAGGAGGCACAGAUUUUUUUCGGAUCUUGUUUGUGCUGCACGCGCUGCUGUGGAGCAUCGUGUUCGCUUUGAUCCACUUGGCCCUGUAGUGGCCGACCCAGGUAGCGAAGCCGACGCUGCAGCAGCGAUCCAGAGCCCAGCAUCUGAGCUCGAGACCCUGAUCGAGCGCUUAGAGCGCGUCACUUCGCGCCUAGAGCGCCUACCGCUGCUGCGCGCGCGCACGCCCACUCCGCCGGGCUCCCCAGCGCCCUCGCCCGUCUCCGAGCCCUCGCUGCCACCUCAACCCUUGAGUUUCGAACCAACCGACAACAUGAGCGUUAACGGUUACCAGGAUAUAGUGCAGGGGCCGCUGCAGGCUUACUUGCAACUGUCGCAGCAAAUCGGUGGCGAUGUGGCUGCACACGCCAACCUCGUCAACGCCGCCUUCCAGGCGCAACUCCGCUACAUCCAACUGGCUACAACGAGGAGCAAGCCUGCCCAGGCUGAGGAGAUGCAGCUUCUCGCGCCGACUAGCGAGCAGAUCUCUGCCAUCCAGCAGUUCCGUGAGAAGAACCGUGCUUCCACGUACUUCAACCACUUGUCCGCGAUAUCUGAGAGCAUCCCGGCUCUAGGAUGGGUGGCCGUGGCUCCCACUCCAGCUCCCUACGUCAAGGAGAUGAAUGACGCUGGCCAGUUCUACACGAACCGAGUCCUGAAGGAGUGGAAGGAGAAAAACAAGACGCACGUGGAGUGGUGCCGCGCCUGGGUGCAGCUGCUCUCUGACCUGCAGGCGUACGUCAAGCAGUACCACACCACGGGACUCGUCUGGUCUGGUAAAGGCGCGGGUGCUCCGCCCCCGCCACCCCCCGGCGGUAUGCCCCCACCGCCCCCGAUGAUGGAGGCUGACUUCUCCAACCUGUCCGUCGACGACAGAAGCGCUCUCUUCGCCGAAAUCAACCAGGGCGAGAACAUUACUAGCAGUCUGCGCAAGGUGACACCCGACAUGCAGACUCACAAGAACCCUCAACUGCGACAGGGGCCCGCUCCGUUCAAGGCGGCCCCGGCGGCCAAAGCGCCCGUCAAGUCGCUCCCCACGCCCGGAGCUGGGGCGCUUGACAAGCCGCCUGUGUUCGCGCGCGAUGGCAAGAAGUGGCUCAUUGAAUACCAAAAAGGCAACCAGAACCUGGUUGUCGAGAACGCUGACAUGAACAACGUUGUGUACAUGUUCCGUUGCCGCGACUCGGCGCUGACGGUGCGCGGCAAAGUUAAUGGCGUCGUGCUGGACUCCUGCACCAAGUGUGCCGUGGUCUUCGACAACCUCGUGUCCAGUAUCGAGUUUGUUAACUGCCAGUCGGUGCAGAUGCAGGUGCUGGGCAAGGUGCCGACGGUGUCGAUUGACAAAACGGACGGGUGCCAAAUCUACCUGUCGCCGGAGUCUCUGGAUGUCGAGAUCGUCAGCUCUAAGUCUUCAGAAAUGAAUGUGCUCGUGCCAAAGGGCAACGGCGACUAUGUGAGUAUAGUACGCUUGCUGAGCGCUCUUUCAAAGUGUUUUCAACUUUCUCCUAAAGUUUCUGAGCACCCAGUCCCGGAGCAGUUCAAGACAGUGCUGAACAAGGCUAAGAGCGGCAUCACCACCACCCCCGUGGAGAGCACGGGCUAAGCGUCCCGCGCGCUCGAGAACCACGCCUCGUCCACACAGCUUUCAUUACUACUCGAGGCGAGGCGACUCCUUAUUUAAAUUAACAUACUUUGCACGGUCUAGUUCAAUAUUAGUUCACGUACAACGACUCGCCUCGAAACAUCCACUGAGAAGCACAAACUAGCCAAAUACCUUCAGACGUGCGACGAGUUCUCGAGCAAUAUGUGUAUCUAUUUAGUCUUGUAUCGAUCAUCUUAUUUAAGACCUGUCUUCGUUUCUUGCUCAUUGCGCUCGAUUGUAGUAUUUAAAUAUUAUAAAUCUAAUACGACGUAGAAAUAACUAUAACUCAAGUAUUUACUGGCCUUUGUGUGUAAUGUAAAGAUGUUCCUUACACUAACGUUUGAGAUUUUGACAUUGUGAAGAAGGUAACAUGCUUGGAGUACCGCUCGGUACGGGAGUUAGUUAAGUUAGCUGUAAGGUGUGUGACUGUCUCGAGUAUCAGCAGUGAGAAAGGUUUGCAUUCUCGACUUUCGCUAUCUGUGUUAAUAAUAAAUUGUGCGAUCAUUAAACCCCGAUGCUUGACACACUUGAGGUCUAAUUUUCUUACUUGUAUUACUUCCUUGUGAUCAAUCAUUACAUUAUUUUAUAUCGAUGUCUAUCUUAUGGGUAAACUCGCCCAGAUUAUAUUUUAACUUAGGACAUGCUAUUUUUAUUUUGUGAUUGUACCUAAUUAUUAUUUUUUAAAUAUUUCUUAAUUAAAAAUAUGAAGAUCAGUGUAAUUUGUAUUAAAAUAAUUUGAUAAUUUGUCGACAUCGUUAAUAUGUAAGAAUUGCUAUUAUUUAUUACAUCAUCCUUAUUUUGAAAAUAUAAUUCUGUAUUGAAAGUUUGCAUUUUGUUAAUUUAUUUGUCGAGAGAUUAAAAUUAUUUUUAAGAUCA
Messenger RNA from Helicoverpa armigera (cotton bollworm), 3453 nucleotides. It is a transcript of the gene capt, whose product is annotated as capulet. Gene Ontology annotation, biological process: actin filament organization; cell morphogenesis; cytoskeleton organization. The record is from RefSeq and is a predicted model, not a curated record. Gene Ontology annotation, molecular function: adenylate cyclase binding; actin binding. Gene Ontology annotation, cellular component: cytoplasm. Lineage: Eukaryota; Metazoa; Arthropoda; Insecta; Lepidoptera; Noctuidae. The coding region runs from base 214 to 2538 and encodes 774 amino acids. The transcript is spliced from 9 exons.